AAGCACUGCGGAUGGGCGGAGUCUGCCCACCCUGACGCAAUCACUGAAUAGUGGCUACAUAACAAACACUGACACUUCCUUUUUGCCGCGGCUGCAAAACAACGACACCGACAAGAAUGGGACGAGCCGUCGUCAUUGUUUGUCGCACGGCAUGCCCCACGGUCGCCGCCGAACGGUUGUUUCGCAGCGUUUUAUCCCGGGACUAGCCGACGAGGGAGGCUAACAGGCUAGCUAGCGCGGGGCUCGGCUAAGUUGCCUUUUCGGUCGCGGCGACCCACGCAGCUCCACCACGACCGCUUUCACUCUCAGAGAAAAUGGUGUACCUGCUGAAUCCUCUGGAGAACCUGAGAAGCUACAUCACCAACCGUCCGCCGCUGGUCAUUUUCAUGAUCAGCGUCAGCGCUUUGGCCAUCGCCUUCCUCACUGUCGGCUACUUCUUCAAGAUCAAGGAGAUCAAGUCGCCAGGGUUGACGGAGGACUGGAACACGUUCUUGCUGCGCUUUAACGAACUGGACUUGUGUGUGUCGGAGAACGAGACCAUUAAGCACGGCCUCAACGAGUCCACCACGCCCGAGAGCCUGGUGCUGACCAGCGGGCAGGCACGCUCCAGCACGCAGGUGCCGCUGAUCUCCGAGGACCCGGGCUCCGUCAACAUCUCGGUGCCCAUCACACUUACACUGGAUCCCCAGCGUCCGUUCGGGGGCUACUCGCGCAACAUCACCCACCUGUACGCCGCCGUGCUCGGGCAGCAGGUCGGCCUGUCUGGUCGUGAAGCCCACGAAGAGAUCAACAUCACGUUCACGCUGCCCGUUUCCUGGAACGCGGACGACUGCAUCCUGCACGGCCACUGCGAGCAGGUGGUGUUCAGCACGUGCAUGACCGUCUCUGCCGCCAGCAAUAUCUUCCCGGUCACAGUUCAGCCGCCACACUGCAUGCCAGAGACGUACACCAACGCCACCUCCUGGUAUAAGGUCUUCACCACGGUGCGUGACUCGGACACCAAGUACAGCCAGGACUACAACCCCUUCUGGUGCUACAAGGGCGCCAUCGGCAAGGUGUACCACGCCCUCAACCCCAAACUCACCGUCAUCGUGCCCGAUGAUGACCGCUCCCUCAUCAACCUCCACCUGAUGCACACGAGCUACUUCCUGUUCGUCAUGGUCAUCACUAUGUUCUGCUAUGCGGUCAUCAAGGGCAGGCCCGGCAAAGUGCGGCAAAGCAGCCCCGACUUCUUCCCCGAAAAGGUGGCUCUGUCAGAAGGUUAAUCGGGCGGUACGAGAAGAUCAGUUGUAAGACCAGUUCCAAACAAAGACCCAGGGACACGCACUCGGUUGCCUGUUGGUCUCUGUGCGGACUUUAAAGUUGAAGAAGAAGAAAGACAAAAGAGCUCGGCGAAUGAUUGAACUCCUCCUCGCAAUGUUGGGAUUAUCCAACCAAAGAUACAAGUGCCUGCAUCCGUGGUGUAAAUACGAUGUAGGAACCUUUUUGUGUUAUUGUUGCUAAUAACAAUUGAUUUGCCAUAUCACAACAUGCAGUACCACACAGCUGCCCACCUUAAAGACGAUUGACACAUUCAUCCAUACAAUCCGGCUCGCUUGCUAACCUCCAUCUGUUCACCAAGGCCCGCCUAGACGGGGUGCAGGAGCAGGGCACGAAACGGAGAAGAUAAUGUACUUUUUCUUUAUAUUAAAAGGAGUCCAAGCAGUGCUGAGCGACUAACAAUAGCUACAAUGCGAGUUCAGGCUCAACUGGUAGCGUUCAUUUGUUUUUGUUUUAAUUAGCAGGCUACUUCCUGGGUGCUUCAGACCGACGUACAAAUAGUAAUAACUUAACAUUGCGCUUCAUUCAACAAAAUAAUGGGUUCUUUUUUGGCCCUGAAGUGCAAGCCAAAUAUGUUGGUUUUUUUUCCCUACGUAAACCUUGUUCAUCCAUGUUUUUUUAUUUAUUUAUUUUUUUUAUAGCAUUAACACGUCCGUUUCUUAAUGACGGCAAUGAGCCAGAGCUGUUUUUUAUUUUUUUUUCGCCCAAAGACUUUGGAGAAACCUUACCAACUGUCAGAUGGUGCCACUCGAAUAAUAGUCACUGCAAAUAAAUCCAAAUGUGCAACAUCACCAAACCGAAAGAUGUGAGAAUUCAUCAUCAACAUUGACUGAUUUCACUUCUUCAAUUGAAAAGCGGCAUUGAGAUGCUCGGAAGUUUUUUUUGUUUUUUUCUGACUGUUUCUUUUUUAGCUACUUGUUGAUGGAGGCAGAAUAGAACAGGAAUCUGCUCUAUUAUGUAUUUUGGUUGUUUUUUUUAAAGCGAAAAUCGUAAAUUGAUCCGCUGGUGUUUACUAAAGUGCACCACUUUAGUAACGUGUUAUCAGAAUAUGACAAAGUUGACGUCUAAAUUACACACUUAUCUCGUUUUGUCGGGCCGGACGGAAACUUGCCUUACCUGCUGUGGACUUGCUUUCUCGCUCGCCUUCAUCAUGCCAUUUUCUUCCACUCACUCAAACACUCUGAAAACAUCGUUCCGCUUUUGAAUUAUUCCUUAAUUAAUUGAAUUUUUCUACGCCACGCAAACACUGUUUAAGCACUUUUUAUGUUUUUUUUUGUGCGCGCACAUUUUGACGUGAAUUUUGCAUUUUUGUUGUAAUUUUCUGUUAUUGCAUAUUCCCUCACCCAAAAAAACGUCUGAUUAUAUUUAUGAUUAAAACGUGCGUGUAGUAUUACAAAAUUUGCAAAAAAAGACAAAACAAUUAGGAGUGUUUGGUGUUUUUUUUCUCUCUUAAUGGCGUGUGUGUAAAAUGAACAUUUACAGUUUGAUUUUAUUUUGUGCAACAUUGACAAUCAAGAUGUUUAAUUUAUCUGUAUUUUUUGUUGUUGUUGAGAAGCGCAUUAGUCUGCAUUUUUCUUUGCCUCCUAAUUUAGUUCCAUUCAAAAUAAAAAUGUUGAAUGUACUUUUUCCACAAUCUUGUAAAAUUCCAUGCUAUCCAUUCAAAGACUUGAAUAAUGUUUUUGUUGAUAUUAUAGGAAUAUUGUAUCAAACGCGUAUCAAUAAAAAUAAAUGUUAUUUUUGUUUUCAUUUCAAAGUCUUCCAAGAAAUGUAUCAUAUUCAAGCAUGCAUCUGUCACGACUAAGUGUGUGUCAUCUCUGUGCAGCUCCGCAAAUGGCCUUAAAAUUGUGUGUCUCGCUGUGUCAACAAAAUGGCUUUAUCGACAAUAACGGCCAUUCCUUUCUACUCACCGGGCGUUUUCUUGAGUUGUCUGCAGAGCUUUCAGGCUAAGAGUAGGAAGCCAAGCGUGUGCCUUCCUCACUUAUCAAGCUGCAUCCCUGUAGAUAAGACACGUAGCUUAGGGAAGGGAAGGAGGUGGUUUUGUGGAUAUGACUGCUGUAGAUGAAUACAAAGUGAAUUAA
Molecule: messenger RNA, 3398 nt
Organism: Entelurus aequoreus (snake pipefish)
Lineage: Eukaryota; Metazoa; Chordata; Actinopteri; Syngnathiformes; Syngnathidae
Gene: tmem248
Product: transmembrane protein 248
Exons: 7
Coding region: 315-1265 (316 amino acids)
Source: RefSeq, a predicted model, not a curated record